GUAUAAUCCCUAGACUCCUUCGCUCCAAACUCGGGAUUCUUUAUUCUAGCCGUACGCUAUAUUCUAUUAGCGCAUUCACUUCCUUGACCGGCGCGAUAUGGUGGAAGCAAAUCGGGCUUUGAUGAAUUUUGCGAGGACAUCUGGAUUCACGCUUGCUAAAGGACUACGGCGACAGCCGAUCGUAUUCUCGCCUCUGUAUCCUCCUCGUACCUACCAGGCCGGCCGGAAAUACGCUAGGUUUUCUACUAUGGCGGAUCUGCCGCAGAAACGGCUUCAACGACCGGCGGUCUUCGUCUGCGAUAUGCAGGAGAAGUUUCGCUCCGCAAUCUGGUCGUUUGACUUGAUCCUCCAGACAACGCAGAAAGUCCUACGCGCAGCCCAGAUCCUCGGCAUACCCGUCAUCGUGACGACGCAGAAUGGCGCAAAGCUCGGGCCUACCGUCUCCGAGCUUCAGGAGUUGACGGCGGGUGCUGUAGUUGACGCAGAUAAGACGGCCUUUAGUAUGUUACGCGUCCCGGAAAUAGCAUCUCGCUUCCCGCACGCCGAUCCAACGGGAGCCAAUGGGCCCCUACCCAGCGAAGUCGCCAUCGUAGGCAUCGAGACGCACAUCUGCGUCACGCAGACCGCUCUGGACUUGCUCGAACGCGGGCACAAGGUAUACGUGCUGGCCGACGGCGUCAGCAGCUGCAACCAGAUGGACGCGCGGGUAGCGUUCGCACGGCUGCGGGCUGCGGGGGCGGUGGUGACGACUAGCGAAAGCUGGCUUUACGAGUGCAUGGGGGAUGCGGGGAUCCCUGAAUUUAGGGAGGUGGCGAAGUUGGUGAAGGAGACGGGGCCGGGGAUGAAGGAGGUGUUGAAGGGGUUGAUGAGUAACUUGUAGAUGGAUGGGAAAGUCGUGGUAUGAAUUAUUAAUGUAAUUUUGGGGGGAUUGGGCUUGUCUAAGGGGCGAAUACGAGAUAUGUGCGUUGCCCUUGUUUUGGUCUCGGGUAUGAGAUACUUUAGGUAGGCUUACGGGUAUAAGGCCGUGAUAUUUAUUAAUGCCUUUAAAUGACGCCUUAGAGGGGUUUGAUAUUCUAGAUGGAGCUGCAUCCUAAAAGCAUGUGAAGGCAUCUAAAUACGCCCUCAAUAUUUCCUUUUGUUUUGAGCAGGACUAACAAGGGACUCAUAAUAGACAUGGCAUUCAUAA
Daldinia vernicosa is the source of this 1186-nucleotide messenger RNA. RefSeq names its product Isochorismatase hydrolase. Lineage: Eukaryota; Fungi; Ascomycota; Sordariomycetes; Xylariales; Hypoxylaceae. The transcript is spliced from 5 exons. The record is from RefSeq and is a predicted model, not a curated record. Bases 98 to 880 code for a protein of 260 amino acids.